AUGGGGAGUAAAGACUGGAGCGCAGCCCAGUAUCUGAAGUUUGAAGCCGAACGGACCCGUCCAGCAAGGGACCUCCUUGCCCAGGUGCCCUUGACGGCCCCGAAACGGGUGGUCGACCUGGGUUGCGGGCCUGGUAAUUCGACAGAGGUGCUCUGGAAGCAGUUCCCACAUGCUCACGUCGUGGGUCUCGAUUCGUCUCCUGACAUGAUCGAAAAGGCGCGAAAGAGGCUGCCUGAACUCGACUUUACCCUAGGCGACUUGAGCUCGUUUGACCAUGCGGAACCCGCCGAUCUGCUUUACUCCAACGCCGUGUAUCAAUGGCUGCCCAAGGAAAGACGCAUUCCGAUAUUCGUCGACUUGAUCAAAACGCUGAAGCCGGGCGGCGUGUUCGCUUUUCAAGUACCUGACAACUUUUCAGAGCCCUCCCAUGUUGCCAUGCGCGAACUUGCCGAUGAGGGUCCGUGGUCUGAAACCCUCAGACGACUACAUCCAGCUCGCAAUCCAUUUCAGUCUCCUCAAGAGCUCUACAGUCAUCUGAAGCCUCUGUGUUCAGAUAUCAACAUCUGGCAUACCCAUUACUAUCACAUCCUGCAGGACCACAAGGCCAUCGUGGAGUGGGUGAAAGGAACAGGUCUGAGACCAUACGUCGAUCCUCUGUCGGCUUCGGAGAAAGAAGCAUUCCUCGACGCAUAUUUGAAACGAAUCGAGGAAGCAUAUCCGCCCCUUGUUGAUGGAAAAGUCUGCUUUCCCUAUCCUCGCCUGUUCCUGGUGGCAAUUCGGGCUUGA
Fonsecaea nubica is the source of this 786-nucleotide messenger RNA. RefSeq lists its product as hypothetical. Gene Ontology annotation, molecular function: trans-aconitate 2-methyltransferase activity. The record is from RefSeq and is a predicted model, not a curated record. The transcript has a single exon. Bases 1 to 786 code for a protein of 261 amino acids. NCBI's taxonomy places the organism in Eukaryota, Fungi, Ascomycota, Eurotiomycetes, Chaetothyriales, Herpotrichiellaceae.